This is a messenger RNA of Halichondria panicea, 787 nucleotides long. RefSeq lists its product as uncharacterized. The coding region runs from base 55 to 633 and encodes 192 amino acids. The record is from RefSeq and is a predicted model, not a curated record. NCBI's taxonomy places the organism in Eukaryota, Metazoa, Porifera, Demospongiae, Suberitida, Halichondriidae. The transcript is spliced from 4 exons.
GCAUCAGGUCCCCCUCAUUAAUAACCUCAGUCAUAAAUAGCUACAGUAUCUACUAUGAAGCUGCCAAGAAGGACAGUGUUCACUCUGGUUCUCCUCUCCAUCACCCUCUAUCAAUGUGCUCAGUCUCUUUCCAUCCGACAAAAUGCUCGUCUUCAACAGAAAACCGUGACAACAUGUUCUGGAGCUGGGUAUAAAGAUGGGUGUUGCAUUUCUGGGAACACCAACUGUUUUAUUGCCAAGGGUAGCUGUUACUGCGAUGUCACCUGUCAUGACUUUGGUGACUGCUGCGAAGACAUUGAGGCCAUUGGUUGUCUUGCACCUGGUACCACCACGACAGCCUCUCCAACCACCACAGCUGUCUCUCCAACCACCACUGCCUCUCCAACCACUCCAACCACCACCGACAAUCAACUAGGUUGCACCUGUGCUACCACAGCUGGCGUGACGUGUAGUGAUGCAAAUCUCUCUCCUGGUUGCUGUGUUUGCACUAAUAGUGACCAGGCAGAGUGCUACGUUCCUGGAGGGAGGUGUCAUUGUGAUGCACAGUGCUUCUUCUUUGGAGACUGCUGUUCUGAUGUGCCCUCUUCGCCCCAGUGUUUUAAAAAAGACAAGUGGAGGUUCACAAAAAAGUAAUCAAGCUGCUUGAUAGAAGAAAAUACUUUAUGCUGGACUAAGUAGCUAUAUGAUUUAUAACUUGUAGAUUUAUAUGUUUCAUUAUGAAUAUUUUGUACACAAUAAAGAUUUUGUGUAUACUGAAAAUUGAAGGUUUUGUUAGGAUGCUUGAAAA